Colletotrichum scovillei is the source of this 1002-nucleotide messenger RNA. RefSeq lists its product as uncharacterized. The transcript has 3 exons. The record is from RefSeq and is a predicted model, not a curated record. NCBI's taxonomy places the organism in Eukaryota, Fungi, Ascomycota, Sordariomycetes, Glomerellales, Glomerellaceae. Bases 1 to 1002 code for a protein of 333 amino acids.
AUGGCUCCUGCCAACUUCAAGACCUACGAGUCUCAGGCUCGACUGCUUCGCGCCAUCGUGGCCGCCCACUCCGAUGUCAAAUGGAACUACAAGGAUAUCCAGAAGUUCUACGGUUCGGAUAUGACCAAGGACGCUCUCAACCAUCGGUUCAGAGCCCUUAGAAAUCAAGGAUAUGUGCUUCGGGAAGCCGAUGAGCAGGGUGUGGAUUGCAAGGCCAUCCCCGUGGAUCUUCCCAAGGAGAAGAAGGAGAUUGCCAAGUUCUUCGGCGAAUCCACUGCCGACGGCAUCCAGUUCCAGUUCCGUGGCAUUAAGAAGGACGCCGAGUCCCUUAAGCAGACUGCCAACAGUGGUGGUAACCCCGCCUCUGUCCUGACUUUCACCGGCGGUACUGGCAGCAACGUCUCGACUCCUCGGAAGCCCCGAACCCCGUCUGGUGCUAAGGUUCGCGCCUCGGGUGGUGGUCGUUCUACCACAGCCAAGAAGACCAUUCCGAUCAAGACUGAUCCCAUGUCUGACGAUGAUGAGGAGGGUAGUGAUGCCGUCGACUAUAACGCGCUCGAGGACACUCCCUCUAAGACUCGCGUCCACAAUGUUCUCGACGGCCGUGUGACUAAGAACCGAGCCACUCCUCGUCGCAGCGCAACGCCGAGCCGCGCCGCUACUAUCGCUGCGGCUGCCGUCGAUCUCACCACCUCCGAUAGUGAGGUAGACACCCCCAACAACGCUUCGGGCUACGAGCUUCCUCCCAUCGCCGAGGCCAAGCCUGCUGCCGUUCAGCGUCCGUCCUUUGAGGAGGCCGUUACUCAGCAUCAGACCAUCAUUCAGCCCAACGCCAUGGCUAGCUUCACCGGAAACGACAGCUUCUCGCAGUCGAUGGAUGCAGCUAUCUUCAAUCCCAUCAACAACAUGAAUGAUGAGCUCAACUUCAGUUUCGCCGAGAGCAUGGUCAACUCCAACGGCGGCUACGACUCUUCCUUCAUGGGAGCCGACGGAGAGAUCUGA